AAUAUGUUCUCUUUGAUUGUUGUAUUCUUGACUCUGAAGCUUUCCUUUCUUUAUUGCUGUUUGAAUAACCCCAAUUGCUUUUGGAGAACAAAAGACACAGAUCGUUAUUUUGGAGACAUGGAACUUGAUUGCUUCUUUUUCAUUUAUACAAAGCACGGUUAUGUGAAGAAUGAUUACUACAGUGGGAAUCUAGACGAGUGGGUGACAGAUAAGACCAUCCACUUGAUUUCCUCUGUUUAUUUUGCCAUUGAAGAAAUCAAUAGGAACAUUUAUAUUUUACCUAAUAUUUCUCUACUAGUUAACAUUCAAUGUAACACAAGGAAAAAUAUUGAGAUAAGAAAUUGGUUCUUUAAUAAAAAGAAAAUUAUUCCUAAUUACUACUGUAAAAAUCAGAGAAGAUAUUUAAUUGUACUUGCGGGACCUCUAUGGAAAGCAUCUUAUGAACUUGGACCAAUCCUGUACUUCUCCAGAACUCCAGAGCUUUACUGUGGUUAUUAUAAUUUCCGUCUAAGUGACCAGGAACAAUUUCCUCAUCUCUACCAGAUGUCCCCCAAAGACACAUCUCUACCAUUAGCCAUGGUGUCCCUAGCAGUUCACUUCAGGUGGAACUGGGUAGGACUGGUCAUUAAAGAAGAUGAGCAUGGAAUUCAAUUCCUUUCUGAAUUAAGAACAGAAAUGAAGAGAAACAUUGUCUGCUUAGCUUUUGUCACUAUAAUCCCAAAUGAUGUGCAGAAACCCUUUAAACACUAUCAUGAAUAUUAUGAACAAAUCAUAACGUCAACAGCAAAUGUUGUGAUUGUCUACGGGGAUAAAGAAUCUCCUUUACAAUAUGCCUUGAUGCUAUGUCAAUCUGAAGACUUUCCGAGACUCUGGGUCAGUGUCUCACAAUUUGAUAUGAUCACAAAAACAGGAGAUUUCCUGCUUAACUCCAUUCAUGGAACUCUUAUUUUUUCACAUCAGCAUUCUGAGAUACCUGGUUUUAAACAAUUUAUGCAGACAGCGUACCCUUUAAACUACAGUAAUGACAUUUCUUUUGCUAAUAUGUGGUGGACUUACUUUAAGUGUUCUUUGCCACCACCUAAUUGUAUAACACUGAAGAACUGUACAACCGAAACACUGUUUAAAUGGAUUUCUGUGCCACACCUUGGAAUGUCUAUGAGUGAAACAUGUUUUAGCUUAUACAAUGCUGUGUAUGCUGUGGCCCACUCACUUCAUGAGAUGCAUCUUCAACAAGCAGACACAUUCUCAGAGAAUGAUGAAAAGUUACUGGAAUUUAACCCUUGGAAGAUGUUCUCUUUUCUGAAGACCAUACAAUUUGAAAACCCUGUUAGAGACCUAGUAAACAUGAACCAGAAUAGAAAACUGGAUACAGACUAUGAUAUUUUUUAUAUCAUGGAUUUCCUAGACCGAUAUGGACUUAAAAUGAAAAUCGGAAGAUUUUCUGGUCAUUUUCCAAAUGGUGAACAACUGUUUCUGUCUGAUGAAAUGAUAGAGUGGACUGCAGACAUCAAGAAGACAUUAGCCUCCAAAUGCAGUGUGCCUUGCAGACCAGGACUCAGAAAAUUCUUUCAGGAGGGAAAGGAUGUCUGCUGUUUUGAUUGUUACCCUUGUCCAGAAAAUGAAAUUUCUAACAUGACAGACAUGAAUCAGUGUGUGAAGUGUCCAGAGGAUGAGUAUGCCAAUACAGACCAAACUGACUGCCUCAAAAAAGUUGUGACAUUUCUGGAUUUUGAAGACCCCUUGGGAAUGGCUCUGGCUGGCUUGGCUUUGUGCUUCUGUGCUUUUACAGCUAUUGUACUCUGUGUCUUCUUGAAACACCGAGACACUCCCAUAGUCAAGGCCAAUAAUGAAACUCUCAGCUAUGUCCUAUUAAUUUCUCUCAUAUUUUGUUUUAUCUGUUCCUUGCUCUAUAUUGGUUAUCCCAGUAUGUUGAGCUGCAUCCUGGAGCAAAUCAUAUUUGCCAUUGCGUUCACUGUGGCUGUCUCUAGUGUCUUAGCCAAGACAAUUAUUGUAGUACUAGCAUUUAAGAUCACUGUUCCAGGAAGAAGAAUGAGUUGGCUGCUGCUUUCAAGGGCACCUAAUUACAUCAUUCCCAUAUGUACCAUGAUCCAAUUGAUUCUCUGUGGAAUCUGGCUGGGAACUUCUCCUCCAUUUGUUGAUGCUGAUAUUCACAUGGUACAUGGUCACAUCAUCAUUGUUUGUAACAAAGGUUCAGCAAUUGCUUUUUAUGGUGUCUUGGGAUACAUGGGCUCUCUUGCUCUAGCAAGUUUCACUGUAGCUUUCCUGGCCAGGAAUCUGCCUGACACAUUCAAUGAGGCCAAGCUCCUGACAUUCAGCAUGCUGGUGUUCUGCAGUGUCUGGAUCACCUUCCUCCCUGUCUACCAUAGCACUAAGGGCAAGGCUAUGGUUGCUAUGGAGGUCUUCUGUAUCUUGGCCUCAAGUGCAGGGAUACUCCUUUGCAUAUUUGUCCCAAAGUGCUACAUUAUUCUGUUGAGACCACAAAUAAACUCUUCUUAUGUGUUUAGGAAAAUGCAAGCUAAUGCUAAAAAUAUCAAUAGAAUUUAA
Grammomys surdaster is the source of this 2565-nucleotide messenger RNA. RefSeq names its product vomeronasal type-2 receptor 116-like. The transcript has 6 exons. Bases 4 to 2565 code for a protein of 853 amino acids. Gene Ontology annotation, biological process: G protein-coupled receptor signaling pathway. The record is from RefSeq and is a predicted model, not a curated record. Gene Ontology annotation, molecular function: G protein-coupled receptor activity. NCBI's taxonomy places the organism in Eukaryota, Metazoa, Chordata, Mammalia, Rodentia, Muridae. Gene Ontology annotation, cellular component: membrane.